UUGAACAGAAACAAACGAGUGUAGAUCUAAACAUGAACACAUGAAACAUGAAUGUGUGCACUGCACCACUUUGAAGUUGUAGAUCUUGUUACAACACAAGCAUAAGCAUGAUGAAUGGUAGGAAUGUUAGAGAGUCUCUGUUGGGAUCACUCAACAAUCACCGAAGAGGCCAUAGCUUUAAUGGGGUGGCCAAUAACAACGAUGACAACCUCGAUCUCUUCUCCAACAACCGUCGCUCUCUCUCUCUUGCUUCCUCAGAUGAUUCCUCUGAUGUUUCAGUGAAACUGGGGAGGCUCUCUGUUGGAACAGCAAAACCAGCUAGAAGUGGAAUUGAUGAUCUGUUAUCAUCUACGGAAGGAGGGAAGCAUGAUUAUGAUUGGCUUCUCACUCCCCCGGGGACACCUGUUUUUCCAUCAUCAGAGGGUGAAUCCCAGCCAACCUUAGUGCCGCCAAGAAGAAGUUUAAGUAGAUCAACAUCUACCUCUAAGGCCUCAAGGCUUUCAGUCUCACAAUCAGAGAACAACAAUCCCUCUAGACCAGCAAGAAGCAGUUCAGUGACUCGCUCUUCCAUAUCCACUUCACACUCACAAUACAGCACCUAUUCUUCAAACAGACAUUCCUCCUCAAUCCUUAACACAAGCUCUGCCUCAGUUUCAUCUUACAUUAGACCGUCUUCCCCUAUAACACGUUCUACAUCUUCAACAAGGCCUUCCACUCCAUCCUCUCGCCCAACAGCAUCACGGUCCUCAACACCCUCCAAAGUGCGUUCAGUUUCCACCAAUUCCGCAGCUGAAAAGCAUAGACCAUCAUCACAAAGCUCAAGGCCAUCCACUCCUAGCUCUAGGCCUCAGAUUCCUGCAAACUUGCAUUCUCCAUCUGCUCCAUCAACUCGGUCAUUGUCUCGUCCUUCUACUCCUACACGUAGGAGCUCAAUGCCAUCUUUGUCUUUGUCACCUUCCCCUACAACAGGCUCUUUAACUUCAUCUACGCGGGUUUCAUUGAAUGGACGCAGUUCAGCACCUGCAUCAAGGCCUAGCUCACCAAGCCCGCGAAUUAGGCCCCCACCACAGCCAAUUGUUCCACCUGAUUUUCCCCUUGAGACACCACCAAACCUUAGAACAACAUUGCCUGAUAGGCCAGUUUCUGCAGGCAGGUCUCGUCCUGGUUCUUCCACUUUGAAGGGAAAUGGUUCUGAAACUCAAGCUUCAGUUACUAUGCCAAGGAGACAUUCAUCUCCUAUUGUCAGUAGGGGGAGAUUGACAGAACCUGUAGCGAAAAGUCGAGGCUAUGCCAAUGCCAAUGGCCAUCAUGCUGAUGUCCCUGAACCUAGGAAGGUCUCACAUGCUCCUGAGGUAGUUGCAAGGAAAUCUGUUAAGGCCUCAACUACUGCUACUGACAACUCUGGAUUUGGGAGGACUAUCUCAAAGAAAUCGUUGGAUAUGGCUAUUAAACACAUGGACAUAAGGAACGGUUCAGGAAAUCUUCGUUCAUUAUCGAGCACCACACUCUUUCCUCAGAGUAUCCGAACUUCCACUCCCAAGAGCCAGUCUCAUCGAGUUUCAAGCGCUCCAGCAUCCGUUGACAUGAAUGGUAGCCCACUAAGUAGUAAAAAUGGAGCUAACUUUGAUGUGGGAAAUGGUAUCAAUAGGAAUAUGAUAAAGGGAAGAGAGGUAGAUGAAAGACACUAUUCUGCAAAACUCAGUGAAGUGGAUAUCUAUGAGAGUUCUCGUUAUGAUGCACUAUUGCUCAAAGAAGAUUUGAAGAGCACAAAUUGGCUCCAUAGUGCUGAUGAUAAAUGUGAUCAAGGCCCUAUAUUUGAUAAUGGAUUUGAGCACCUACCUGAACCUUUUGGCCUCUUAUAACAUGUAGAGAGGUUCUACCUAGCACAUUUGUAACAUGCUAUUUUAUGUUCUAUUUAUUAUCUCAAUUUUUUGAAAUGAUGGGAAUGGUUCAACUUAUAUAGCUCCAAGGUGGAGAAGUGAA
Abrus precatorius (Indian licorice) is the source of this 1983-nucleotide messenger RNA. RefSeq names its product mucin-5AC. Gene Ontology annotation, biological process: cortical microtubule organization. NCBI's taxonomy places the organism in Eukaryota, Viridiplantae, Streptophyta, Magnoliopsida, Fabales, Fabaceae. Gene Ontology annotation, cellular component: cortical microtubule. The transcript is spliced from 5 exons. The record is from RefSeq and is a predicted model, not a curated record. The coding region runs from base 108 to 1862 and encodes 584 amino acids.